AUGUGCGAGCAGCGAGCAAUCGAGUACCUGACUGAACCGUCGAUCAUCCCCACCUUUCCGGAUGAGAUCCUCUACGUUCUUACCCUCCCUCAGCUCCCAAAGCACGACGACAGCCUCGUCAUGGCCUACUACCUCACCGUCGCCCCACCUUUGGCAUCCGACAAGGUCCAGCAGACAUUCUUCAAAACACUGUGUCGCGGAAGCAUCACAGAAGCCUUCUACUUCACACGCAAGUACGACGAAACGCUACGACGAAACUACCUUACGCAACUCAUCGAGUUUGUGCACACUACGGAACCGGGUCCGCUUCGGAGUACACAGGCGAUGGAACUGAUCGGUCUGCCAUUCGACGACCAGGAAGAGGAAUGGUUCGAGGACGCCCUGCUUCACGGAAGCGCCAAGGGUCUCCAUGGGUCGAGGGAUACCGUCAUGAUGCGCCGUCUUGCCAGCGGCAAGUCCAGCGGGCCUUCUGCGGAGCUCGAGUCUUUGGGUGGCACGAAGAUCGACGGGCUGAACUGGGACGUCCUGAAACAAAGCAUGACGCCCACGCAGAGAUCCUAUGGAGUGGUAGCAGCAGACAUAAAAGCCGACCUCACAGCCGGUAAAGGACGGCCAGAAUGGGUCUUCUCCUGCUACGGUCCCGGGAAGGACGCCCCGAGACAACUAUUCGGAGGCACUCAACGGGAGCAGAGUUUCGAAGAACUCCGACUGCGCCAUUAUGAAUUGGCUGCCGCAGGCAACGUGAACCAGGCCGUGCAAGAAGCCCAGGCUUUGUACGCAGAGUCUCUGAAACAGAUGGAUGUCAUUCUAAGCGAUUUGGACGGUGCGGUGAAAUAUGUACUCGCAGGAGUGAAUGAACAUCCCAACCGCAUCGACAUCACGGAGGGCAAAACCGGCCCUGCUCCCCCUUCGGGACCGUCUGCUUUUGGCCAACCUUCGCCAUUCGGUCAACCCGCUGCUGCUAAUUCGGCGCCGGGUUUCGGCCAGCCGUCCUCGCUAGGUAGUCAAGGGCUCGCAAAGCCUUCUCCUUUUGGCCAGCCAUCGGCAUUUGGUCAGCCGUCUGGUCUGGGGCAAUCGUCCGGUAUGGGGCAGACAUCUGGUUUUGGACAACCAAGUGCUUUAGGACAAGGGUCUGCAUUUGGAAAGCCAUCUGGAAUGGGUGGUGCACAACCCGGGUUUGGUCAGCCGGCAUUUGGUCAACCUGGCUUUGGUCAACCUCCCUCUGGCGGAUCUGCCUUCGGCCAGCCUUCGUCACUUGGAACAUCGGCGUUCGGGACACCCGGUACAGCUUCUCCUUUCAGCCAAAUAUCAGCUCCGAGCCAGCCAGCGAGUAGCGGGUUCGGCCAGCCUUCUGGGCAGGCAGCUGCUUCUCCAUUUGCACAGGUCGCAAAUCAACAACCCGCUACCACGUCGGCAUUUGCUCAACCAGCGACGACACAACCGAGUCCCUUCGGUCAACAGUCACAAACGGCGUCUCCUUUCGGACAACCUCAACCAGCUUCGAACCCAUUUGGACAACCAGCCGCGACAGCCCCGAGUCCCUUUGGAGCCACACCAACUGCGCCUUCAGCGUUCGGCCAGCCUGCCAGCGGCUUCUCGCAACUGGGCCAACAAGCAGCAGCAGCAGCCCCAGCCCCAGCCCCUGUCACAACAGCAGGCACCGGACCUCCUCCCGUCAUUAAGCUCGGCAAUCCCACCGACCUCAGCCCCAUCCCGCAGCUGUCUGGUCAGACAGUCCGAGACCCCAUGACCAAGAGACUCACAGCCUGGAAAGGACAGCCCGUGAAGUACAUCGAAAACGUGCCGUGCUAUCUCCACCCCCAGGAUCGUCAAACCUACGUGCACAUCUUCUUCCCCGACGGUCCCCCGGACGCAGCAAGCCUGCGGGACGCCCAGGGAAAGCCGGAGGAAUACACGCCGGAGGUAACGGAGCAAUACGAGUUCUUCGUGAAGAACGGAUACUUCAAAGACGGGGUCAUUCCAAGCGCACCGCCCAAGACGGAAUGGGUGAACUUCGACUUUUGA
Molecule: messenger RNA, 2025 nt
Organism: Aspergillus heteromorphus CBS 117.55
Lineage: Eukaryota; Fungi; Ascomycota; Eurotiomycetes; Eurotiales; Aspergillaceae
Exons: 2
Coding region: 1-2025 (674 amino acids)
Source: RefSeq, a predicted model, not a curated record